Molecule: messenger RNA, 815 nt
Organism: Mucor mucedo
Lineage: Eukaryota; Fungi; Mucoromycota; Mucoromycetes; Mucorales; Mucoraceae
Exons: 1
Coding region: 81-752 (223 amino acids)
Source: RefSeq, a predicted model, not a curated record
CCGGAAUCUUUUGUUUCUUUACGGUCACAAUCCCCCAAAAAAAAAACUCUCCCACGGGCAUUGUGGCAUACGUUUACCCGAUGUUGCCUUCCCAUUCUAUCAGUUUUGAUAAAUGUAUACAUCACUAUUUAAAAAAAAGUAACGCGUUGUAUCCUUCAUCUCUUUUAAAUUUAUUUUUAUACUUCAUGCCAAAGUAUUACCUAGAGUGGAAAGAACGAUACUUGGACUGGAAUCAACAAGCUGCGUUUAUGCCUGAAUCCCACAUGUGGUACAAAACUAGCAAUUUAAUUUACUACUUACAUCAUUUACGACAUUUCAUUAUCAAGGAAGAAGGUAGCUUUCUGGCCUUACAUCACGAACCUAUCCCCGCUACCGAAUUUGUCCGUUUUCCAGAUGACGGAAGUUACAUGUGUGAAGGGAUUGGUGAUUGGAACAUUCAUCUAGACAUGAUACUGCUGUGUUUAAAUAUAUUGUUAGAGGUAAAACCAGUCGAAGAAAGCUGUUUCCAGAAUUUGAUUGAUGUAGAGCUCAAGAUGCUAGAGAAAGUGAAUGUGUUAUUGCAGUGUACUACGCAAGAGCGUAAUUUAAUGACGCGACAAAAGUUUGAAGCCAUGUAUAACUUGACGUGGGGGGGAUAUCCUGCUCUUGACUAUAAAUCCAUGCCUGUAGUGGUGGUUUAUUUUGCCGAACGUGUAGAUAUAGUAUGUCGUACAGUUGUACGCUACAAGCAUCGUUUCCUAAUGUGGCACUAGGCUGUGACUUUAUUUUUCACAAGGGAUAAAAAAUAAAAAUUUUAUCUAUUUUUUUUUUUUUUU